This is a messenger RNA of Oncorhynchus gorbuscha (pink salmon), 4649 nucleotides long. RefSeq names its product chordin-like. The record is from RefSeq and is a predicted model, not a curated record. Gene Ontology annotation, biological process: multicellular organism development. Gene Ontology annotation, molecular function: protein binding. Lineage: Eukaryota; Metazoa; Chordata; Actinopteri; Salmoniformes; Salmonidae.
AGGACGGGACAUACGCUUCUGGGCUGGUACAGUCAUUGCCUCGGAAAAUCUCCAACCUCUGGUCACUUUCUCUGCUUCUCUCUGUUGCACAACUUGGGAGUCUUUAUUUCCGAAUAGGAAUAACUUCAAGACCAUCAACAAAUAGGCGACUUGAAUGCUGACCUAUUCCUGAUUAUUUAGAGAAGGUUUAUUACUGGAGUGACAACUUACGUUCACGUGAAAGCUUCUAAAAACGAAAGGAAGAAGUUUUCAAGAACAAAAAGGGAAAAGAGCAACCGGAGCCAGUUUGGGAUGCUACCACUCGCCAGGAUGCAGACUCGCAGCGCGCUGAGUUCCUUACUGUGCGUGAUGAGCUGCGCGUGGCUGCACUCUGGACUGGCCUCACGGCAUAAAUCUCCCGUUCUGCCCAUCCAUUCGGAGAGGGAACCUUUACCAUCCAAGGGCAUGUCAGGAUGUUCAUUCGGAGGAAGAUUCUAUUCUCUGGAGGACACUUGGCACCCUGACCUCGGGGAGCCGUUUGGAGUCAUGCACUGUGUCCAAUGUUACUGCGAGACACAAAGGGGUCGUAAGAGUAAGGUGUUGGGGAAGGUAAGCUGUAAGAACGUCAAGCGGGACUGUCCUGAGCCUAGCUGUGUGGACCCAGUACUGCUACCUGGACAAUGUUGCAAGACCUGCCCCAAAGGCGACGUGGACAGGAAGCAGGCAGAGGCGGUGUUUGAUGGCUUCGAGUACUUCCAGGAGAAGGAGAAAGAGGAUGACCUGCACAAGUCCUACAAUGACCGCUCAUACCUCAGCUCUGAGGACAUUUCCUCUGGGGAGAGCCGCACUGACUUUGUAGCAGUGUUGACGGGAGUGACAGGCUCCUGGUUACCCAGCUCCAGUGGUGUGGCCCGGGCACGCUUCUCUCUCACUAGAACCAGCCUGACCUUCUCCAUCACCUACCAGAGGAUUGGGCGACCAAGCAGGGUUGCCUUCCUUGAUUCAGAUGGAAACACUGCGUUUGAGUACAAGACCCCUAAGAGAGACUCAGACAUGAUCUGCGGGGUGUGGAAGAAUCUUCCCCAAUCCCACGUGCGACAGCUACAGGCAGAACAACUUCGGGUUACUAUGACAACAGCCACUGGUAGACGGGAGCAGAUUGAAGGAAAGAUCAUCAAACACAGAGCACUGUUCGCAGAGACGUUCAGCUCCACUCUGACCUCAGAAAAAGAGCAUUCUGGGAUGGGAGGCAUCGCCAUGCUGACUCUGAGUGACACGGAGAACAACCUUCACUUCAUCCUCAUACUGCAGGGAUUGAUACAACACAGACAGAGAGACUCCCCCCUGGUGCCCAUCCGGGUACGACUGCAGUACAGCCAACAUGUCCUGAGAGAGAUCCAUGCCAACGCCACCGCCUAUGACCCAGACUUUGCUGAGGUACUGACAGACCUGAACAGUCGGGAGCUCUUCUGGUUGUCAAGGGGCCAGCUGGUGAUCGCCGUAGAAACCGAGGGCCCGGACCCGAGACACAUCUCUGGCUUCAUCACUGGAAGGAAGUCAUGUGACACCAUCCAGAGUGUCAUGUCCAGUGGUGAUGCAUUGACACCAGGGAAGACAGGUGGUGUGGGAUCAGCAUUCUUUCAUCUCCAUGACAACGGCACUCUGGACUACCAGGUCCAGAUAGCGGGGUUAUCCAGUGAAGUGGUGGGUCUGACCAUCGAGCUAAAGCCUCGGCGGCGCAGUAAGCGCUCCGUGCUGUAUGACCUAGCUCCAGAGUUCGACAGGCCCAGCGGGCGAGCGACGGGAAGCUGGAGUCGUCUGGAGGCGCGUCACAUCCACAUGCUGCUGCAGAACGAACUGUUCAUCAACGUGGCUACAGCACACAGCCAGGAGGGGGAGCUACGCGGACAGAUCAGGGGCCUGCUCUACAACGGUCUGGAGGCACCCAGAUAUGAGAUCCCUAUCCCUCUGGCAGGCCAGUUUGUGGCCCCUCCAGUCCUGACCAGUGCUGGGGGCCAUGCCUGGGUGUCUGUGGAUGAGCGCUGUCACCUCCAUUAUGAGAUCGUGGUGGCAGGCCUCAGCAAAGCUGAUGACCUCACAGUCAGCGCCCACCUUCAUGGAUUUGCUGAGAUCGGAGAGCUUGGCGAGAGCAGCACCAAUCACAAGAGACUGCUGACAGGGUUCUACGGUUCUCAGGCCCAGGGUGUGUUGAAGGACAUCAGUGUAGAGUUGUUCCGUCACCUGGACAGAGGGACAGCCUUCAUUCAGGUCAGCACCAAGGUCAACACCAGAGGAGAGAUACGUGGACGGGUCCAUGUGCCAAACAACUGUGAGUUUGGGACAAGGGGUGAGGUGGAGGUGGCUGAGUUUGAUGGCCUGUUUGUGCAUGAUCCUGAGGAACUAAAGAAAGACCCCCGCACCUGUUUCUUCGAAAGUCAACACCACGCCCACGGCUCACUCUGGACCCCCAACUACAACAACUGUUUCACCUGCAGCUGUCAGAAGCGCACAGUGAUCUGUGACCCGGUCAUCUGUCCAGUCCUCACCUGUUCUCGCACCAUACAACCUGAGGACAAGUGCUGCCCCGUGUGUCUCGAGAGGAAAGACCCCAAGAACAUGAAGACUCCAGAGAGGCUAGAUGAGCAUCCAGAAGGUUGUUACUUUGAGGGGGACCAGAAGAUGCAUGCUCCUGGGUCAACAUGGCAUCCAUUCGUCCCUCCAUUUGGCUACAUCAAGUGUGCUCUCUGCACCUGCAAGGGGGCGACAGGCGAGGUGCACUGUGAGAAGGUGACGUGUCCAGCCCUGACCUGCAGUCGUCCGGUACGCCGUAGCCCCUCAGACUGCUGUAAGGAAUGUCCGGAGGAAGACAAACCCCCCUUGGUGCACGCUGACAUGAUGCAGGCAGACGGAACGCGUCACUGCAAGUUUGGGAAGAACUUCUACCAGAACAGUGACAACUGGCACCCCCGUGUACCCCUGAUGGGAGAGAUGAAGUGCAUCACCUGCUGGUGUGACCAUGGCGUGACUAAGUGUCAGAGGAAACAGUGUCCAGUCCUGACCUGUAGUAACAUCACCCGCCGGGAGGGCAUGUGCUGUCCUGAGUGCCAAGAUUCCAAAGAGGAAGAGGAGGAGCUGAUGAAAGUUCCGGAAAAGAAGAACAGCUGGAGACACUGAGCUGAGAUCCCCCCCUCUCUACCUACUCCCUCAUGGGCAGACCUAGACCUGCACACUGGGUCAGCUAACACCCCCCUAAAAUCGAGACCCCUAUAACCCUCCAGCCCCAACCCACAACCCCCCCGUCCACUCCCACCCCUUAGUCAGCCUAAGGAUUGUAACGAAGGAAAGAAAGACAAACAGAAGAAAAGAAAGAAGCACUGAGGUGUCAUGGAAGAGAAUGGAAAGAAGGGAACAAAAAGAGUGGACCAACCACAGCUGCUGCAGCAGUGUCUUUUGACUGGUUCCUCCUUUGAAAUUUGCCAUUUUUGUUUUGUUUUCAGUUCUUUUGUCUCCCCGUGAUGAAUUUUGCCCACCCUUUCAAAAAUCACAUACAAUUACCCUUCAUAUUCGAAUACAACAAGGUUUGCUUAGUUUUUAAAAUGGAUGUGUUGGUAGUCUUUGCAUUGUUAGGUGUGUGUGUGUGUGUGUGUGUCUGCCAGUGGUAAAAAUGCUUGGUGGCUAGAUGGAAACACACACAAAACAUAGACUGAGCAUCGCUGACUAUCUGAUAAACCAGCACCCCACAUAUGUCCUGUCAUCCCAUCCAGUCAGCACCACACAUAUGUCCUGUCAUCCCAUCCAGUCAGCACCACACAUAUGUCCUGUCAUCCCAUCCAGUCAGCACCACACAUAUGUCCUGUCGUCCCAUCCAGUCAGCACCACACAUAUGUCCUGUCGUCCCAUCCAGUCAGCACCACACAUAUGUCCUGUCAUCCCAUCCAGUCAGCACCACACAUAUGUCCUGUCAUCCCAUCCAGUCAGCACCACACAUAUGUCCUGUCAUCCCAUCCAGUCAGCACCACACAUAUGUCCUGUCGUCCCAUCCAGUCAGCACCACACAUAUGUCCUGUCAUCCCAUCCAGUCAGCACCACACAUAUGUCCUGUCAUCCCAUCCAGUCAGCACCACACAUAUGUCCUGUCAUCCUAUCCAGUCAGCACCACACAUAUGUCCUGUCAUCCCAUCCAGUCAGCACCACACAUAUGUCCUGUCAUCCCAUCCAGUCAGCACCACACAAAUGUCCUGUCAUCCCAUCCAGUCAGCACCACACAAAUGUCCUGUCAUCCCAUCCAGUCAGCACCACACAUAUGUCAUGUCAUCCCAUCCAGUCAGCACCACACAUAUGUCCUGUCAUCCCAUCCAGUCAGCACCACACAUAUGUGGAACUCUUCCCUUGGAAAAGCAUAACACACCCAAGUAUCUAUUCUAAUUGCUCACUGAAGAGAUUAGAAUAUACAGUAACUUUACAUAAACAUUUGAUUUAGAUUUAUUUGCAGCUCUGAGUCUGGUACCAUUGACCUGUAUUGCACCUCUUCAUGUGGUUGUCUGUUUCUCAUUUCAGUAAUAUGUAUAAUUAUUUUAAAAUACUUUGUAUUAGUGUUGUUAUUUUUCUGAAUUUUGCUUGUAUUUAUUGAACGUUUGAAGAAAAAAUUAAAGUUGUUUGUAAGAAAUCGU